ACCUGAGUGAGGGGCGCCCGGCUCACAAAAAAGGUCCCACAACAGCUCCAAAGAGUAACACUGUGUACAGCAAGUACAUAUCCAGCAACAAUUCAAGCUGCCUGCCACUCACCUGGCUACACGUCAACUUCAUAACAUUACGGUUUUCCGGCUACUCCGCUUAGGUAGGCUUUAUGUACAUACGCUUUCAGCGCACAGGUGCGAUACCUAAUCCUAAUAAGAUCUUUAUCCUCGUCAAGUUCUAACAAAACUCCCCUAAUUUGAACGUUGAAUUACAGGAUCCUGCAUUGUUGCAAGUUUGGAAGGAAGAUUGUUUACCUGUAACUGAUUGCCAGCAGAAGCGGACUCGCAACCAGACUUCGUCUUUGAAUCUGUUGCUGCCAGGACAGCAGCGGAGUUGGUGUAAGUAAAUACUUGCUGAAAGUCAGCUGCCGAAGCCUCAGGCUCAGCCACGUUGGUUCCGCUGCCCCCAGUCAAUGAGAGCCAGCUAGUCCAAAACGCUGCUUCAGAGUCGACCAAAUGCUCUCCAAACGUCUUUGAAAGCCUACCUUGAUUGUGAACUCAGUUCCCCGAAGCAACAGUGUUCUGCACCCUGAAAGAUGGUUCCAGAGAGAGUUGCGUCUUUCAAGAGUAUGCUGGGAAGCUCUACUGUGGCUGUUCCCUGUCCUGGAGGGGCUCAAACAUGGCAGCCUUCGCUCAUAUGAAGGAGAACGCCUUCGACUUUUCGCUCCUGCCUUCAAGCAAACACGCAAAGGGCCUGACAGCUGAAGCAUUGGGUGCAGAUAGAGGCGCCACUGGUGCAAACAUAAAGCCGAGCUCUCAGCCGACCGUCCAGGGUUUCCUCAGCACAGGCCAGGCCUCACCCUCUGUGUUUAGGAUCUUGCAAGACAUGGGGAAGGUUUCCAAGCACAUGGAGGGGUUGGACGGUUUGCAUUCGUUUGCCACGAAUACAAAUGCAGAGGAGGGCAAAUUCAGUCGUAGGAGAACCUUCCAAGAGCUGCUGUGCACGUUGGGAGACUACAUCAACGGGGUCUCUAGCCAGAGACACUCUCAUCACAAGAGCAGACUGGCUGCCGCGUUCCAAUCAUGCACGCACAGUCGCUUUGAUGAUUACCAAAGGCACGACGGUGAUCAUGCCAUGGAGACAGUCUACGAGGAGGGGCCCGACGCCUCUCUUGCCAGCCCGCCGCCUCUAACCCCGGGGAAACGAUCCCCGGCCGUCUACCUUUCUGAGAUCUCCCAGUGGGACUUAUCCCCCGGUCCCUCCAGCCAUACCCUCCUGUGGAACAGCCCGCGUGACGGCCCGCUCGCGAGCAACGCGCUCCUGCCGACGUCACCCAACACGCCCAAACCCCCCAGGCCAAACAUGUUCAAGUCAGGGGGAUACCUAGAGAGCGGUGUAGAGAACUUAGCUUUUCAUCAGGGCGGUCUAGUGAGUCCCGGUCAGUACGUAGCGAGUCACUUCAAGGGCCUGAACCUGGGCCAAGGGCAACGCAAGCGUGUCCGCCACGUGUGAACAUCACGUGCAUUUACUAAGAGGUCGACAGCCGCAGCCUAAUCACACUGUGGCCUAAGGAACCACACUCCGAGAUUGUUGGACUCAACGAAGUUGAGAAAUUAGACGAUGCGGGGUUGAACAACUUAUUUCAAGUGUUGCGCGUCUGAGACUGAGCUAAGCUCGAUAUGAUAAUUUGCGAGGCAAUUA
Molecule: messenger RNA, 1705 nt
Organism: Klebsormidium nitens
Lineage: Eukaryota; Viridiplantae; Streptophyta; Klebsormidiophyceae; Klebsormidiales; Klebsormidiaceae
Source: the annotation of a GenBank genome assembly